This is a messenger RNA of Synchytrium microbalum, 1362 nucleotides long. RefSeq lists its product as uncharacterized. The transcript is spliced from 4 exons. The record is from RefSeq and is a predicted model, not a curated record. NCBI's taxonomy places the organism in Eukaryota, Fungi, Chytridiomycota, Chytridiomycetes, Synchytriales, Synchytriaceae. Gene Ontology annotation, molecular function: oxidoreductase activity, acting on single donors with incorporation of molecular oxygen, incorporation of two atoms of oxygen. Bases 1 to 1362 code for a protein of 453 amino acids.
AUGGCAAAUAAAUCACCACCUUCGACUCUACCAAAGAUCAAUACCUUACCAGCAGAUUCACCAAUACUAGAUGCGCCUCGCAAAAAGAGUAUUUCGCUUCGGACGGCUUCGUUUGUUGAGUUAACGUAUAUUGAACCAACAAGGCUGACUUUUAUGACAAUGCUGAGUGGAGCUUUAACGUCAAUAAUCAUACUUCUGGCCCAUGUCAUGCCUAGAUUGUUUGAAUCUUACGUGUCUAUACCAGUCACGGUCAUAUGUAUUGUUGUUUUUGGAAUUCCACAUGGUGCUGUGGAUCAUUUGCUAUACUAUGAAACACGACGAGCAGAAGUCGUCCAGAGUCUGUCAAAAGUGCCUGAUGAGAAAACAUCCCUAGUACAAAAGCCAGAACAACCAAAAGCAACAACAUUAACUCCGUUACAAGACAAGGUCGUAUUCUAUGUAAACUACUUUGUCAUUAUGGGAUUGUGGGGUGUCAUGUGGUGGAUUGCUCCAAGGUUAUGUCUGGUAGCGUUUCUGUGUGUUUCCGCGUAUCACUUUGGGGAGAGCGAGUUGGACUACAUUAUACUACACAAACAUGCAGCUGUUGCCUUGUACAUGUCGCGAGGAAUCCUGAUUCUAGGAAUGAUACUUACGGCCAACCCCGAAGUCACCUUACCGAUCAUUGAAGAAGUGGCCUCAAUCGACUUGACUUUUUUUUAUGGCACCAUCUUCCCACUACACGCAAACUUUGCCAUCCAGCAUCUCGUCCUGCUGCUUGUUGGGCUCGUCUACACAAUCUGUCUAGAACCUUCAGCACUCAGUCCACAAGAAGACGCCACACCGUUCCCCGUAAUACGAUUCAUCCCAACUCCUCGCGUAUGGCUAGCAGAACUAGCCAAAACAGCUCUUCUCGUCCUCCUCAUCGAAUCAGUGGAUCCACUACUUGGCUUCUCAGUAUACUUUGGGUUCUGGCACUCUAUGGGAACAAUGUCCAGCGAAAUACUCUUCUUCACAUGUAACAAGUGUGAUGGAUUCGAUGACUCGCCGUGGAAGACACGGUCGCCGACACUUGAAUCUGCACGAUCGUCUACGACUUCAUCACCAACACAACCAAGGACGGAUAUACCGCCAAAGAAUAUAGCAAGGUUUUAUUGGAUGGCGCUGCCAUACACGCUCGCGUCACUAAUUUCUAUGGGGUCGUUUUACUUGGUCUUGUUUGGCAUGUCCAUGCCUUCAUCGGCAUUCCUGGCACAAACACAACUGUGGAGUGUCUUUGUCAUCAGCAUCUCUAUUCUGACUGGGGCUCAUAUCUGGGUCUUUGAUGUGCUGCACAGUAUUGGUGCUCAUUUCGACGUGGUUGGAAUUUCUCAAUUAUUGCAAUAA